AUGUCGCGUCACAAUAGCGUGGACCUGGACUCUCCCGACCGGCCCUUUGACAAUAUCAUCAACUUCCGCGAUGUCGGCCGCUCCAUCAACCAAUUCUGUCGCAAAGAGAUCCUCAAGGAAGGUGUCUUCUUUCGCAGCGCAAGGCUGGACGAUGCAUCAGAACGAGAUAAGAGGCGUCUAGCCGAGGAAUUGCAUAUCCACACCGUUAUCGACCUUCGAUCACAAACAGAACAUCAAAUGGGCACGCGUAAACGACGCGCGGAAAUAGCCAAGUCAGAAUCAGAACAAGAAAUCUCAGAAUCAGAUCUCACGACAGCCUCGGUCCCCACGAAUCCCGAUGAGCACCUCCUCCAAAUACCAGGCUCCGAGCGGGCCUUAAUCAGUCUAACGGGCAAAGGCUUCGAACGGGCCUUAUUAUCCAAACUGGACUGGUAUACUUAUCUAAAAGCAAUCAGCCUUGUAACAACAGGCUACCGCAGUGAUGCAGUGCGACUCAUCUGCCAAACGGCCAUGGUCCCACGCGGCCUGAUAGGGUUAGCGCAAGACACGCUAGAGGCCAGCAAAGCAGAAGUGCGUGCUGUAUUCGACAUCCUAGCGAAAGAGGACUCAUAUCCCACCCUCGUCCACUGUACGCAGGGCAAAGAUCGAACGGGCCUCGUGGUCUUGAUGAUGCUUUUAUUAGCCGGCGACGCGGUGCCCACUGCAGCCAUAGUCGAUGAUUACAGUCGCUCGGAACUCGAGCUGGUGCCGGAACUCGAAGAGCGCAUGAAGGAAAUUCGCGCCAUCGGUCUCGGGGAAGAUUAUACGAGAUGCCCGGCUGGGUUUGUUACGGAUACGACAGAAUAUCUGCAGAGAUUUGGGGGUGUUUGCGGGUAUUUGGAGAAGAUUGGGGUGGGAGUGGAGAAGCAGGAAAUCAUACGGAGGAAAUUUCUGGCUUGA
Molecule: messenger RNA, 939 nt
Organism: Penicillium salamii
Lineage: Eukaryota; Fungi; Ascomycota; Eurotiomycetes; Eurotiales; Aspergillaceae
Source: the annotation of a GenBank genome assembly